AUGGCUGCGAAAGCAUUCAACGUGGGGGUUAUCGGCUACGGCAUGAGUGCCAAAGUCUUCCACAUUCCCUUCAUCAGUGCCCUCCCAGAGUUCAAUCUAUAUGCAAUUGUGCAAAGGACACCUUCGGCUUCGGACGAUGCGCAAAAGGACCACCCAGAAAGCAAGGUAUAUCGAAGUGCGGAGGAGCUGGUCAAUGAUAGCGCUGUCGACGUGGUGGUGAUCACAACCACUCCAGACAGCCAUUUCAGUCUGGCAAAGCUUGCUCUGGAGGCAAAGAAGCAUGGUACUGUUUAUUCUCCAUCCAUCAAGGCAUGUCCAAGUGGGCAUCCGGCUAACCGGUGUGUGAGAUAUAUAGUUGUCGUUGAGAAGCCGUUCACUCCCACUACGAAAGAAGCAAACGAGUUGAUAGAGCUAGCAAAGACACAAAACAAGCUGCUCACAGUGUACCAGAACCGAAGAUGGGAUGCAGACUUUGUCACGGCGUCAAAACUAAUCAAAGACGGCUCCCUUGGUCGCGUAGUUGAGUUUGAGACUCACUUCGACCGCCAUCGUCCAGAGCUCAAUAUCAAGAAAGCAUGGAAGGGCAAGGAUAUCCCCGGCGGUGGCUCCAUCUAUGAUCUUGGAACGCAUCUUAUCGAUCAGGCAGUCCACUUGUUUGGCCUUCCAAACGAGAUCACCGGCUUCAUCACGGCCCAGCGGGAGAUUAGUACGGAAAAUUACGAGGAUUCAUUUACUGUUCUAUUGCAUUAUGACAGACUACUGGUAACAGCAAAGAGUGGGGUUAUCAGUCCCGAGGAGAACCAGCUUCGGUUCUGGAUUAGAGGCGAAAAGGGGAGCUUUAAGAAGUACCACCUCGACCCUCAAGAGGACCAAUUGCAAGCCGGUGUAAAACUUGAUGAUGCCCAGUAUGGCUGCGAGCCCAGUGAUAGGCACGUUAGUUACUCGAUAAGCAAGCUAACAUCCACCCUAGGUGUCCUUACAACGUUUGCUGGGGGAAAGUUCUCUUCGCAAACAGUUCGGCCAGAGCCACCAACUUACAAGGAGUUCUACCGUUCACUUGCAAAGGCUCUGUCUGGUCAAGGGCAGGUCCCUGUAGACCCUGCAGAUUCUGGUACUGUCAUUCGUCUGGUUGAGCUUGCAAAGGAGAGCUCCAAGAAGCGAUCAACCUUGCCUGUCUCAAAGUCCUAG
Trichophyton verrucosum HKI 0517 is the source of this 1188-nucleotide messenger RNA. Its product is annotated as NAD binding Rossmann fold oxidoreductase, putative. The coding region runs from base 1 to 1188 and encodes 395 amino acids. NCBI's taxonomy places the organism in Eukaryota, Fungi, Ascomycota, Eurotiomycetes, Onygenales, Arthrodermataceae. The record is from RefSeq and is a predicted model, not a curated record. The transcript is spliced from 4 exons. Gene Ontology annotation, molecular function: nucleotide binding.